Anguilla rostrata (American eel) is the source of this 3425-nucleotide messenger RNA. Its product is annotated as ETS translocation variant 5-like. Lineage: Eukaryota; Metazoa; Chordata; Actinopteri; Anguilliformes; Anguillidae. The coding region runs from base 251 to 1825 and encodes 524 amino acids. Gene Ontology annotation, molecular function: sequence-specific DNA binding; DNA-binding transcription factor activity, RNA polymerase II-specific. Gene Ontology annotation, biological process: regulation of transcription by RNA polymerase II; cell differentiation. The transcript is spliced from 13 exons. Gene Ontology annotation, cellular component: nucleus. The record is from RefSeq and is a predicted model, not a curated record.
CAUUGACAAAAGCUCAUUCAGUAUUUGAGGAGUCGAAGUGUGGUCAGUUAAGCCAACCGGAGAAAGGAGAAUUGGAGUGUAGGAAUAAACACAUUAGCUCAUCAGUGAGCAGAGACUUCGUGUUGAUUUUCUCUGGAAUUUAUGAACAUUCCGUUUUCGCAAUAGACUCAGAGAACACACAAAGACCUGCGGGAAAGAACAGGCUGACCUCAGCAAGAUCCCCUCUGGGAAGCACAGAGGACAAGGCACCAUGGAUGGAUUCUAUGACCAACAAGUCCCCUUUUUGCCCUCCAGUGUAAGUGAGACCUCUUCUGUGGAGGAGAUGUGCUGCAGACCAAUCAGUGAUAGAAAAAGAAAGUGUGUAGACAUUGACCUCGCUCAGGACACAGAGGAGCUCUUCCAGGACCUGAGUCAGCUGCAGGAAGUGUGGAUCGCAGAAGCCCUGGUGCCUGAUGACGAACAGUUUGUCCCAGAUUUCCAGUUGGAGAACCCAGUUCUGCAUGGUCCCCCGUCCACCAAGAUCAAGCGAGAGCUGAGCCCCUCAGAUGACCUGUCCCCCUGUGGGCGGGACCAGGCAUCCACACCCUUUGGAGAGAUGUGUCUCUACAGUUACAGUGCCUAUGACACAAAACCAGCCAUUGGGUUUAGGCCAUUGGCUUCACCCUCCACACCUGGCUUGACACCUGGCCCCUCCCACAUGGCAGGCAUGCACCCACUCCAUGACCGGACCCCUCCCACGGGUCUUGCCCAGCCCCUGGCACAUUGUCCCCUCCACAGGUUGAAUGAGGCUCCAACCUCUGGGAACAGCCAGAGGGCCCUCCCCCCAAACAGCAAGACCCCGUCCUUUGCAGUGCCCUGCCCACCACUCAGUCGCCUAGCUACAGCCUAUAGAAAUGAGCACAGGUUCCACAGACAACUCUCAGAGCCCUGUCUGGCAUACCCUCCCUCCGAGACACCGAGGUGCUCCGCCUUCUCGACGCAGGCACCGCCCCACGCUGCGGCCCGUGAUGGCCGACCACCCUAUCAUCGCCAAAUGUCAGAGCCCCUUGUGCCCGUGCCCCCCAGAGGGUUUAAACAGGAGCUGCUGGAGCCCUGCCAUGCCAAGCAGAAUGCCCCUAUCAUGGCCCCUCCCCACACUGCCUUCCAUCCCCCGCACAUCAAACAGGAGCCCCAGGAGUUCUACUUUGACUCGGAAGUGCCCAAUUGUCAAUCUUCAUUUGGGAGAGCUGCCAACUUCUACCAGAGCAGCCACAACCGUUUUGGCUUUGACAGAGAGUCUCCCCCCUACUAUGACGACGCCAGUGUGGUUCCUGAGAAGCUGGAAGUGAAAGUGAAGCAGGAGCCUGGUGUGUACCGUGACAGCGCCCCCUUCCAGCGGCGGGGCUCUCUGCAGCUCUGGCAGUUCCUGGUCACUCUGCUGGACGACCCCACUAAUGGCCAUUGUAUCACCUGGACUGGCCGAGGCAUGGAGUUCAAACUCAUUGAUCCAGAGGAGGUGGCCCGUCGUUGGGGGCUGCAGAAGAACCGGCCAGCCAUGAACUACGAUAAGCUGAGUCGCUCCCUGCGCUACUACUAUGAGAAGGGCAUUAUGCAGAAGGUGGCUGGGGAGAGGUAUGUCUAUAAGUUUGUGUGCGAGCCGGAGGCGCUCAUCUCUAUGACGCUCGCUGACAGCCAGAAACCCAGAAUGAAGCCUGACCCCGACGCUGUACCCAGCGAGGACAACACCCUUCCCCUCGCCCGCUACGACGACAGUGCCCCCUUUCUGCCAGACGCCAGGGAGCAGUUCCUCACAGGACUCUCAUUCCCUGAUGGCUAUGUGUACUGACACCACCCUCCAGACAGGGAGACCCGAUGCCCUGUGUUGUCUCCUAUCCCCUAAACCCAAGAGCAGCUCCCAGAUUUACACAUGGGACCAAGGAGGUAGUGACAGACUGGGCGCCAAUAGCUCUACUUCCUGCUGGAAAAGGGAGGGAGUGGUCUCUGUUGCUAUGGGGAACGGAGGUGAGGGGCUUCAGAGGGCUGGUUCUUACAGCACUGGAAGUCUGACACUUUGCUGUGUGGACAGCAAGAACUGUAGCUAACUAUCUGUACUGACAAUCUCUUUCUUAAAAAAUUGAGCUUAUAAAAUGAGAAUCUUAGAAAAAAUUCAGUGCUAUUCUAUAGUUGCCGUUUUGGUCACCAGUUAUUUUUGAUUCUUCUUUACAGAAAACAAUAUAAAACGAAUUAGACGAAACCGAAAUUUAAAAAAGGGCUUUAUUUAGCAAAAAAAAAUUAAAAAUAAUAAUUUUGAUCUGUAUAUUCCUUUGUUGAGGAACUGAUCUGCAAAAGUGUAUUUACUGUAAAUAUGGCUUGUAUGUAAUGAAACCUUUGUGUGGGUUAUACCACUCCACCAGAACAUGCUUUUAUGUAUGAGCUGUAAUGUACUGGGGCUUUUAAUUUCAUCUGUAAUUAUAUUGUAUUUUCUCACUCCAGUUAUUACUAAACGUAGGUUUUUUAAGGAACCUGAAAACCACAUGCUAAGCUAUCCUUUUUAAUCUCGAUAUAUUGUACUACAUUACAGCAUGACCACCCCCCCACCCCCAGACACACGUUUCAGCUUCACUCAAAGCAUGACGCUCCAUUUCAUAAGCUGUAAGCUCUCAAAUUUACACUGUCUGAAGCAACAUCAGAGCAUGAAUCUUCACCUCCUGAACUGUCAACUUGGCUGAAGUCACACCCUCUAAAGCUCAAUGGGAUUUUUUUCUUAGACUGUUCUCCACACAGAUCCAAUGCAGGUAUUGGCACUACACCUCUAUGGCCGUUAGAGGGCGCUGCAACAGUCUGUUUCUUGAUUCUUUUCAGCUCUUGAGUAACGAAACUCAAGAGGGAUGUUUAUGAGAAAUGCUAAGGUAUAGAUUAUGAAAAACUUUUUGUGUUUUGUAGGAAAAUUUUAUUCUGUAUUUGGAGUAGUGUUUGACUGUACUCCAGAGGGGUGGAGCAGUGCAUGCUGAAUGACCCCCCCACAGCUCCACCCCCCUGCUGCCCUCUGCAUGGUGCAUUCACACCAGCAGCAGCCUGUCUGCUCACUGUCCUGCAGAAAAACUAUCAUUCGUUUUCAGGACAAAGUCAAACUGAUUUUUCUCCUCCCCAAUGUCUGCAUUGCUUUGAUUGUAUAUUCUGGAUAAUUCUGCCUCUUAUAGAUGCAUCUUUUCAUCUCGCCCCAUACGAUUACAGGAAAGUGACAAUAAUUACAGCUUCUGCUGAGUGAAGGGUGGGGCCUUGCUUGAAGUAUUGUAUGUUGAUGGGCAUCACCUGUGGUUGAAAGAUGCAUAUUGUAUGAACUCCAGAUUGAAUGAAAGUCUGUGGCAUGCCUCACCCUUCAUAAGGAGCAAUGAACUCUGCUGAGUUUCCUGUACUGCAUACAAUAAACUCUCCCCUCUGCUUCA